Penicillium robsamsonii is the source of this 813-nucleotide messenger RNA. RefSeq names its product A4/G1 family peptidase. Gene Ontology annotation, biological process: proteolysis. NCBI's taxonomy places the organism in Eukaryota, Fungi, Ascomycota, Eurotiomycetes, Eurotiales, Aspergillaceae. The record is from RefSeq and is a predicted model, not a curated record. Bases 1 to 813 code for a protein of 270 amino acids. The transcript has a single exon. Gene Ontology annotation, molecular function: glutamic-type endopeptidase activity.
AUGAAGUUCACGACCACUACAAUCCUGACUACCGCUAUACUAGCAGGCAGCUCACUUGCUGCCCCUCGCAGCGGCCUGGGUGACCGCCUGCAGGCCCGUGGCGCUCUAUCACGCCAGUCACUACCUGCUGAAAAGAAGGGCGUUCUGCUCAAGCAAACAACCCAGGGAGCCAAAGUCCAAUAUAGCAAGAACUGGGCUGGGGUGGUGCGCGAGAAGCCACCCCCCAGUGCCACUUACACCGCUGUGUCUGCAACGUUCACUGUCCCCGAGCCGACGGCCACCGAUAAGUCUGGCGAUAUGCAGGCUGUGUCCGCCUGGGUCGGUAUUGAUGGCGACACUUACACCAAAGCCAUUCUGCAGACUGGCAUCGAUGCCUAUAUCCAGAAUGGCAAACAGACAUUUGACGCCUGGUACGAGUGGUAUCCUUUGAGUGCGGAGAACUUUGACAUAGAAUUGUCUGCAGGCGAUGUUGUGGUUGCGAAAGUCCAGUCAUAUUCGCCUAGCAAGGGUGUUGCCAUCAUCGAGAAUAAGUCGAGCGGCCAGAGUGUGACCAAGACUCUAUCUGCACCGUCGGCCUCCGCUACUCUCGCUGGUCAAAAUGUCGAAUGGAUAGUGGAGGACUUCAACUCCGGUAACAGCAUGGUUCCCUUGGCCAACUUCGGCAAGAUCGACUUUGCUGGUGCCCAGGCUGAGGCCGGUGGUGCCAAGUAUGGUGUCAAAAACGUUGCCGUUCUGGAUAUCCAGCAGAAUGGCAAUGUGAAGGCCCACGUUAAACUCCUAAGUGACACCGAGUUCUCUGUUACUUAUCAGUAA